AUGAAUUUCGGAAAAUUGUUCUUCUUCGUCUUCGCCUGUGUCUUGGCUUUGAGCUCGGUGUCGGCGGCGCCAAAAUGGAAGAUUUUCAAGAAAAUUGUAGAGGAAAGGGAAUUGGGCAAAGAUACGACCAACCUCAUAAAAAUAGAACUUAACAUAAUUGUUUAUCUUCAGAAACAGUGGGCAAUGUUAGGGAAGGAUUUUUAG
Messenger RNA from Pieris macdunnoughi, 204 nucleotides. Lineage: Eukaryota; Metazoa; Arthropoda; Insecta; Lepidoptera; Pieridae. The record is from the annotation of a GenBank genome assembly.